Messenger RNA from Branchiostoma floridae (Florida lancelet), 2673 nucleotides. RefSeq lists its product as uncharacterized. The transcript is spliced from 8 exons. The coding region runs from base 635 to 1666 and encodes 343 amino acids. NCBI's taxonomy places the organism in Eukaryota, Metazoa, Chordata, Leptocardii, Amphioxiformes, Branchiostomatidae. The record is from RefSeq and is a predicted model, not a curated record.
CCAGGCUAAUUUGUGUCGAGUUCCUCUACAACGUUCUACGCUCCUAUCAAGAAGGUUAACCUCUAUCAACUCAAUUUAACGUUAAUUAUCAGUCUUUCCAAGAUGACGAAAGUGGUGGUGUCCAGGCAUUGCCAACAAGUUCGCCAAGCUCGCCGGCCUACUUCCCUGUAUGCCGUUCCCACUCGCUACCGACGAGAGCGCUUGGCAAUUUGUGACCCCAUGCUAAUCUCUGUCUCGUGUGCUAAUCGGCUCUGCUAUGUAAACAGUCGCCAUUUCACGUGCAAGUGUUGCAAAAACUUUUGACGCCUCCUGUCCCUUUGUAAGGACGCCGUUGCAUUUUCCGCAUUUUAUUCCCUAUUCAAAGUUUGAAUCCAGGGAGUGGGUGUGCGUGAAUGUGCUGCGGUCAGUUCUGGGGCUCUGAUGAGAGAGUCGGCUACAUCGAGAGUGCCUGUCAGUCACACCAGGGUCUAGACUUCGUGUCUGCAGUCAAGAAUCCAUAAAGGACCUAUAAUUAACUGAUAACGUACCUUCCCGGCUAGUGGAGUUUACCAGAUAUCGCCGCAGAGAUCGUACAGGACUAGUCAGGCACUGACGCGUUGGUCGUGGUUCUCACUCGGAAUACCUUCUGAACGGCAUGGCAAGGAGCGGCCUUCUCUCCGGAUUUCUCUGCUGCUUCGCGUUCGUCCUUCUGGCCAGGCCCGGCUCGGCGGCACAAGGAUACAAGGCAAAAUUCAAAGUGUUUGGGAAUUUGCCUUCAAGAUUAUACAGCUCGGAGUCUGUUGGAAACCACGAGUGCUGUGUUCGGCACAGAAAACUUGUUUCUGUUGGCUAUGACAUUUCGGGCAAAGAAAUGGUGGUAGACAUCGGUCACUGCUCCAGAAAAUGUGCGACAAGUUCUCACGAGGUCGGCUCUAAAACGGACGACUUUGAACCCCCGGCAAGACCGCUGAGCGCGCUAGACAGAAUCAGACUUCAGAUGAGACAGCGGGACUCCAGAGGGACUGGUGCGUCGGGAGCCUCACACUCAGAUUUAGAGGAUGUUGGUGGUUGUCAAGGAAACGGGAUGUGUGAGCCAACCAGAACGCGUGUUCAGGAGCUGCAGCUAUUGGACGGGCCUGUGGAUGUAGAGGUCAUCGAGGACUGCCACUGUGCACCGAGGCCGCCAUCUUGUGAGAGGAGCCCUCGGAAAAAAGUUUACUUCGCCGACACUCCGUUUGAGACUGAAGUUGACAUUGGCGUCUGUAGGGGGCGCUGUUCAGCAGAUAGACACACUGGCUGCAAGGCUGUAAAGAACGGGACGGUGACCAUCACAGGACCUAACGGUAAGGGGAACCAGUGUAUACAUGUGGUGAAGGAGUGUGCGUGCGCUGGAGAAUGUUAUCGUACCAGCCAAAGAGAAGUUUACUAUGAGGCGUUCUUCAACGAAACAACGCAAGAGUUCCAAGAAAGGGAAAAGGAGAUAGACGUGGGGAGGUGUAUGGGCUCCUGUAUGGAGGGACAUCACCGCUGUGUCAUGAGGUCAGAGGACGACCCGUCUGUCUGCUUGAUGUCGCUGUUCAGGCCGAAGGGCCGCUGUGCAGCAACGAGAUUCACGGAGCACCGCUUCAUCUCGCGAGACCAGAAACUACAAUCCAUUUUGGCCAUAGAUGACUGCGGGUGCAAGUAGUGAACGUCUUAACUCCUUUGAGAGAAUAUUGAGCUGAAAUGUGUAAGACUCGAUGAAACAUUUACUUGAAGAAGUGAACUAAUUGAUUUCAUUUAGUAUCGAUUUGACCGCCGUGGUAUACAGCUGUCGUCGGGCCCAUGUAUCUGGUGAAAGUUGAUGGUUUCUGGUACCAAGAGCCAUCUGACAGGAAACAAUGUACAACGAGAACUGUCAUACAAUUAGAAUACAUUUUACAGCAUAUAAUACCCCCCCCCCCCUCCAAAAAAGCCCUACUCAGAAUGAUGAGGCUACCAAACAUUUUUUUCAAUAUCUGAAACACUGAGCUAUCCCAAACAAGCAGCGUGGAAGCUUCUGCCUGUACAGAGUAACCUGUCACUGCCCCAUAGUCCGCAGGGAGUUAAUAGCGUUGUAGAUCCAAGUAUACUCUUAUUGUGUAAAAAAAUCGGUGAUUUGAGUCUAAAUUAUUGUGUGUAAAUAUGUUCUAUGCUUAAUGCCCUGUGUGUAACUCCAGCUUUAUUCAUUUUGUUAUUGAGAAACUCCCGAUGUGUGGUUAACCAAGACUGAAGUACAGGACUUUUAUAUGUAAAUAUUGGCCUUGAUGUUUAUGUCAUGAUUCCGAAGGUACUACUAAUUGUUUGAGUGCUGUUGCUUUAAAUAUCUCAUGGUUUGAGGGGAAAGUGUGAAAAGGGUACGAACGUUGGACUGCACACUAGCCAUCAGCUGUGCAGAAGAACUACACAGCGGAGAUAAAGCCUUUUCUUCCUAAUUAUGAUGAUAACAGAGCGUGAUUGGAAGGCUGGUUUGUACUAUUGUUACCCCACGCCAGAGAGUCUGCCCUUUGUGACACCAUCCUUGUCUUGCUAACUACCAGGCCAAUCUUUGUCGCGAGCCAUUGUUCUCUUGGGGAACAAUAAGGCGUUAAUUCCAACAGUUAUUUCAUUUAAUUCUAGAUAUAACAUAACAUGUGUUGUCUUUAUCAAUAAAUGUAAAUAUUCUCUAACGCUGAA